Molecule: messenger RNA, 2064 nt
Organism: Chaetomium globosum CBS 148.51
Lineage: Eukaryota; Fungi; Ascomycota; Sordariomycetes; Sordariales; Chaetomiaceae
Exons: 2
Coding region: 1-2064 (687 amino acids)
Source: RefSeq, a predicted model, not a curated record
AUGCACCAUUUCAGGUUGCAUGAAGAGCGUCAAAUCAAGGGCUGUGAAUGGACGGCCUCAGGCAAUAAUUGCAUCAGCAAGCCAGUUUGCCAAAAGCGGUCUGUUGCGCACACCCUUCAAUCCUCGCACACCCUUCAAUCCUCGCACACCCUGACACGCCUUCUCGUCCGACACCAGCAGCUCGUUCCCUGGGGGCCCUUUCUUUGGGCGCUGAUGCGGAUGCUGCAUGCAGAUGACCAAGGUUGCGACGCAACAGGUGGCACCGCCGCAGGUUGCACUCAUUCUGAUUGGAACGUCGGAAAACCCGCAUUAACCGAACCUUUGUUGAUUGGCUUGGACGCCACUAGCGCUGAAUCUCGGCCCCCUCAGCGGGGCGGUGUGCUCAGCCAGUUUGCGAUCCGCGCGGCUAUGAUUGGCCCGAUUUACGGCAACGCGGGACUUGGCGUGCCACACGGUUUUGUCUUCCGGAUCGGGCAACCAACACCUCGCCCUUCGUUCCUUCGCUGCGUUUUCCAACACCCCGACACCCCCCAACCCUGGUCCACCACGACGACAGCGAACCUCCUCUCACUCUGCCUCAUCAAGAAUCAUCGUUUGCCCAGUCACAGUCGAGCUUCUCAAUUCAGCAAGCGACGGACAAACCUCCAAACCUCCAAACCAACCCGAUCCAUUAUUAUCCACAGUACUCACGAUGUUCUGCAACAUACACCUCGUUUAGAUGGCUCCCAGCGCGAACUCGACACCUGCGAGCCCGACUCUCAGACAGCAUACCCUCUCUACGGUUCUCCAUCUUGGUCUCCUCUCCCGCACUCACCCAAUCCAACCCUCACCCUCAUCUAUACCUCACGACACGAAUCCACAGCUCCCGGCAGCCGGAGAAUGGACGAUCCCGACACUUGCUGGACAUGGCCCUUCUGGAAGUUUGGGCUGAAGAAGGACGACCUCUUCGGCACGCUCCACGACCAGUAUAAUACGGUCCCCUCCCCGAUCCUCGACCCCGAGGCCUUUCACCACGAUGUGUACGAGAUCUCCCAGCAAGCCGCCUCCGCCGACGAGUUCCACCGCCUCCUCCACACCCGCAAGGAACAACGCCUGCGCGAGUUGAACGAGACGCUCGAGUCUGCCGCCUUUGAAAUCAUCGCCAACCCUUCCCUUAUCGGCACUGAGCAGUGGCAACACGCCGUGCAAUUGUUCCGGACGAAGUCUCUCGAUUCCCUCGUGCGCUACUAUGCAUCUUACCUCCCUUCCGACCACCCAUGGUACAAGUCGGACUCGGCGUCGAGCUCCGAUGCGGGCAGCAGUGCCGGUUCGCUGACAGACUCUCACACGUCUUUCUUCGAGGAUGAAGAAAUCGACAUUGUGGAUGAGCCGUUCGAGUACCCGAGCUUCCCCCAGAAACACCUACCUGCCUCGCCUCGGUCGAUGACCAUGUGCUCCGACUCGUCUGCCGCGUCACCGAUUGGCGAUGCCCAUCACGAGUUUGACUUUGAACAUACAACCCCCAGUCGCUCUCUGUCCUUCUCGGAGUCCGAGCCGGACUGCUGUGCGACGGCUGGGUUGAACGCGCCGUGCGAUUGUGGACGCGACUCAGAUUAUCUAUCCACCUCUACCGCCGACCCCGAGACACCCUCUCAUGGUGUUGACGGCAACGAUACCGACGACACCACCCCAUCAACCAAAUCACGCAAGGGACAGGUCACACUCCCGCUACACACACCCGAAGUCACCGACUCAGAGACGCCGACGCCCAAACCAGAGGCGCAUUCGGCGUCCUUCUUUGCCGACACGAAAUUAUCACCAAAUUAUCACCGACGACAUCGCAGCGUCUCACCAUCGCGCCCGCAGCCCUUGUCCCAAAGGGACCUCGACGAGGUUCUCGUCACCCACCGAGACCCGCGCAACCCCACACGGUCGAAGCUUAAUCGGAGGGAAAGGGAGUGCAGCCCGGCAGUGCAACGGAGGAGGAGAGGAAGUCCGGCGGAGUCCGGCGCGAGAAUACAGAAACCGCUGGCCGAGACGGCGCGGUCAAGAACACGGGGACGGAAGUGGGCCGAGGGCAGCUAG